This is a messenger RNA of Fusarium falciforme, 1482 nucleotides long. RefSeq lists its product as hypothetical. Gene Ontology annotation, cellular component: membrane. Gene Ontology annotation, biological process: transmembrane transport. The transcript has 5 exons. Gene Ontology annotation, molecular function: transmembrane transporter activity. The record is from RefSeq and is a predicted model, not a curated record. Bases 1 to 1482 code for a protein of 493 amino acids. Lineage: Eukaryota; Fungi; Ascomycota; Sordariomycetes; Hypocreales; Nectriaceae.
AUGGACGCCGAACUGAAGAAGAACUUUGACAUGGCUGUCAGCUCUGACACGGCCGAAGGUCAGGUCGAUCUCCCGAGUCCUGUUAAAUGCAGACAAGUUCGGAUCAAGACGGACUUGGUUGUCAUGCCUUUAAUCACCAUAUCCAUGACACUGGCAUUCCUCGACAAGAAUGCGUUGGCCUAUGCAGCCAUUUACGGUCUCAAAGAGGACACGAACCUAAAGAAGCAAGACUACAGCUGGCUUGGCAGCAUCUUCUACUUUGGUUACCUCUUCAUGGAAUUCCCCAACCUUUGGAUCAUCUACAAGUUCCCAGCUGGCAAGUACAUGGGGGCCUGCCUCAUGGCGUGGGGAAUCAGUCUUGGUCUGAUGUCCAUCUGCCACAACUUUGCUGGACUGGCAGUUAUCCGAUUUCUCCUUGGAGCUUUCGAGGCUAGCAUUCUUCCUUGUCUCAUCCUGGUCAAUUCAACCUGGUACCGUCGCGAAGAGCAGCCUCUGCGAACUGCAUUCUGGGCGAAUACGUUUGCGGGUGUGUUUGGAGGAAUCCUGAGCUAUGCCAUUGGCCGGAUCAACGGAAGCCUGUCAACUUGGAAGUACAUCUUCAUCAUCUACGGAGCAUUCACUCUGGUUGUUGGAAUCGCGGUCUUCUUCCUACUUCCCAACUCGCCCGCUCAGGCUUGGUUCCUCAACGAUGAGCUCAAGUCAGUGGCUGCACUUCGACUAGCAUCCAACCAAACGGCAACAGAAGCAAGCACAUCCAAGAAACUCCGCUGGGGACAAAUUGGCGAAGCUCUCAAGGACACUAAGUACUGGUGCCUGGCCAUCUUCUUCAUCGCCCAGUCCAUCACAAACGCUGGAAUUACGAAUUUCAAUCCUCUCAUCAUCUCAGGUUAUGGCUUCUCGCAAGCCAAGACUGUUCUGAUGGCGACUCCCCAGGCUGCUGUUGCUAUGGUUGCCCAAGCAUCGAUGACUGCCGUUACACUCUUUGUACCCAACAUGCGUUGCAUUUUCUGGGUCAUCUCUAGUGGCAUAGCCAUGACCGGUGCUAUCAUGGUAAAGACAUUGGAUCCAGUGGCCAACAGAGACGCUUCUCUCGCUGGAGUAUACCUGAUGGGAUUCUACAACGUCUCGUGGGUCAUGGCGCUCAGUCUUCAGUCCUCAAACGUGACGGGCAUGACAAAAAAGAGUUUUGUCUCGAUUUCAGCAGCUUGCUUUUACGCCAUUGGUAACAUUGUCGGACCUCAAUUCUUCCUCGAGAGCCAGCGCCCUCACUACAGCCUCGGUAUCGGUGCAAUGCUGUGCGGUUUCGCAGUCACGAUGAGCACUGGUACUCUGUACUUCAUCAUUUGUGCCAUUGAAAACAAGCGACGCGACCGAAAGAGCGGCGCCGUAGACUCUGAAGGCACCCGAAUCACGGCUGGUCUUGACGCCAUUCGUGAUGACCUCACUGAUAAGGAGAACAAGAACUUUCGAUAUACCUAUUAA